This is a messenger RNA of Centropristis striata (black sea bass), 1962 nucleotides long. It is a transcript of the gene tbc1d19, whose product is annotated as TBC1 domain family, member 19. The record is from RefSeq and is a predicted model, not a curated record. The transcript has 21 exons. NCBI's taxonomy places the organism in Eukaryota, Metazoa, Chordata, Actinopteri, Perciformes, Serranidae. The coding region runs from base 86 to 1666 and encodes 526 amino acids.
ACCUGUGCAGGGGCCGGCUGGAUGCUGCUAGCGUCCCACACAUCAAACUGUCCCGUUUUAAGACUCUAAACUGUGAUAAAAGAAGAUGGACGAGGGCUCCGAGCUGUCUCUGACCAUCGCUCAGAUCGUCCAGCGGCUGAAGGGAAGUCACCUCCACUCUCACAUAGAGAGACAGGCCAGAGAGUGUUUACAUCAACCUGAGAUCAAGUUGGAGUCGCUGAAAGAUGACGUCCGCAGCUUCCUCAAAACAUCAGGCUGGGAAAGACAGCUACAGAAUGCAGUGUACAGAGAACUGCAUGUCCAGCUGCCCCCGAGUCAUCCUGCAGCUCCUCCAGAGCAUCUCAAAGAGCCGCUGGCCUACAUGCGCAAGGCUCAGGCCAGCUGGGAGAAGCGUGUCCUCAAAAGCCUCAACAGCAUGAGUACAGAGCUCGGAGUGCCUCUGGCUCGCAUGAGGCCGGCAGCGGAGCAGAAGGAGCUCUCCAACAAGUGGAACGAGAUGGGCACAGAUGAACCAGAUUUAACCCGCUUCAGGCCUGUUUAUGCCCCCAAAGACUUUCUGGAGGUGUUAAUCAGCUUGAGGAACCCGAAUCAUGACAGCAGCGAGGAUAUCGGCGUCAGGAGCCACUGGGGCCUCAUUCAGAUCCCCCUCAACGUCAGAGACAUCCCUCAGCUGAGACGGGCCUACUCAGAGCUGAACCUCUCCACGGGGCAGCUGGGGAUCGAGGACCACGCUCACAUCCAUCCAGACUUGUUUGAAAACGAUUACGUUCAAAUCGGGAAAAAAGUGCUCGUGGAGCAGGACAGUGCAGCAGCGCAGCAGUACAGUCGGCAGGGCUGCUCCACGGGGCUCCGAGCAGACCUGUGGGCCCUCAUCCUCAACUCCACCAACCAGCCACAGGAUGUGAUGCAUUAUGAACAACUAACAGCUGGAGUUAUACAACACGACCUGCUGGUGGACAACCUCAUCUAUAAGCAGGAUGUGAAGCUCACUGCCAGUAAUGACGACUACUACUUUGUGUUUGAAGAUUACCUUUAUCAGGUGCUGCUGUGUUUCUCCAGAGACACCGCCGUCUUGGAGCACUUCAAAUACAACAGUGCCACGCCUCCUAAAUCCUUCAUCCAGGGGAAAGGAGGAGAUGAGGAGUGUGCUGUUGUUUAUCCUCCCAACGGUGUCAUCCCUUUUCAUGGGUUUUCAAUGUACGUGGCACCUUUAUGUUUCUUGUACAACGAGCCGUCCAAGCUCUACAGUGUCUUCAGGGAAAUGUACAUCCGCUACUUCUUCAGACUACACUCCAUCUCCUCCUCUCCCUCGGGCAUCGUGUCUUUGUGUCUGCAGUUUGAGCGUCUGCUCCAGGCUCACCUCCCUCAGCUCUUCUACCACCUCCGACAGAUCGGAGCGCAGCCGCUGCGUGUGGCCUUUAAGUGGAUGGUGAGAGCGUUCUCUGGUUAUCUGUCCACCGACCAGCUGCUGCUGCUGUGGGACCGAGUCCUGGGAUACGACUCUCUGGAGAUAGUAGCAGUCCUCGCAGCCGCCGUCUUCGCCUUCCGCGCCGAGAACCUGAUGGAGGUGACGUCGCUGGCCUCGGCCGAGGCUGUCCUCGCCGACCUUUCAACUCUGAAGGUGAUGCCGCUCCUCCAGAUCUUCCUCUUCGCCACGGUGAUCUGAGGCGCUGCAGGAGGAGAGCGUGGGACUAACCAACACGCCACGGAGAGUAAAGACACGCUGCAGAACGCCACGACGCUCUAUUGACCAUUCACCAGGAAACAGGGGAACAACCGACAGGACGCUUCAUCCUUUAGCCUGAACGCUCCAUGAAGAGAGGAUCCUCUCACCAUAACCUCCAUCAUGUUAUUAGAUAUUAAACAGCAUGUUAGUAAAGACUGAAACCAGUCAGCUUCACAAGAUCACCUCCUGAUAGACACAUAUGAUCUGGAGGAGAGACCAGAAUCACAGCAGCUACC